AUGGCAAGACGAAAUAUGAAGAGGCUGAAUUUCAUAAAUGGCUCUCUUUUGGGACGUAAACGAGUCGUUACUGAGCAAAUUCAUUUGGAAGAGACCGAAGAACAAGGACAAUCUGAAGUAGACGUCAUCAAUAUUAACAUGUUACCAGAAACUGAAACAGUUUGUGAUCGAGAAGAAGUGAUUCGCGAUUGCCAGGAGCUAUUCGAUAAAUUUGCUGGCGAAGCUCACGAUUUAAUGGCCGAUUUUCACGAAAGAUAUCUGUUGUGGGCGUUUUCUGACAUGCUUCCGCCGCAAAUGAAGGCAUUAGAGGCUUCGCAACCAUGGAUUAUUUACUGGAUUGCCAAUUCACUGAAAGUUAUGUGCCCUGGCUCCUUAACUACAGAUACACAGCGUCGAAUAUGUCAAAAACUGUUGAAAAUCGCAGAACCAGAUGGAUUGUUUGCCGGUGGGCAAGGGCAGCUGCCCAAUUUGCUGUGCACCUACGCUUCAAUCGCAGCAUUGGCCCUCUGCGACAAUGUAGACGACUGUUGGGAACAGAUUGACCGGAAAGCGAUCUACAAUUGGCUAAUGAAACUCAAAACUCCCGAUGGAGGUUUCCGAACAUGUUUAGAAGUUGGCGAGUGCGACACCAGAGGCAUAUAUUGUGCACUAGCAGUAGCUCAAAUGCUGCAAAUAAUGACGUCCGAACUUUGUCAAAACGUCAAAUUCUUUCUGAUCCGGUGCCAGACCUACGAGGGCGGUUUUGGGGCAUGUCCGCAGGGUGACGAGGCACACGGAGGCUACACAUUUUGUGCAGUCGCCAGCUUAGCCAUAUUGAACGAAAUUCCUGUUAUGAACAUUGAGCAGCUCAUGGAAUGGUGCAGUGCUCGUCAAUACAACGAGGAGAAAGGUUUGUCUGGGAGAAGUAACAAGCUUGUAGACGGAUGUUACAGCUACUGGAUCGGAGCUACUAGUGCCAUUCUCGAGGCCCACGGGUACGGAGACUGCAUAAACAAACCCCAGCUAAGAGAGUACAUCCUUAAGUGUUGCCAGAGUUCUGGAAGGCCCGGUUUGAGAGAUAAACCGGGCAAGUCUCCAGAUUUUUAUCACACCAACUACAUAGCGCUUGGGUUGUCCAUUACGGAAUACUCUUUCGAGGCAAAAAAAGGUCCAGACGCGCUAGUAAACAGUUCACGGAUUUUAAGGACUCCAGAGACAGAUUUACAACCCAUAAACCCUGUUUUCGGUCUUCCAUCAAAGGACUUAGCAGACAUCAUCAUCUUUAAUAAGGACCGUCUUUGA
Molecule: messenger RNA, 1281 nt
Organism: Lachancea mirantina
Lineage: Eukaryota; Fungi; Ascomycota; Saccharomycetes; Saccharomycetales; Saccharomycetaceae
Source: the annotation of a GenBank genome assembly